This is a messenger RNA of Capsicum annuum, 802 nucleotides long. RefSeq lists its product as uncharacterized. Lineage: Eukaryota; Viridiplantae; Streptophyta; Magnoliopsida; Solanales; Solanaceae. The record is from RefSeq and is a predicted model, not a curated record. The transcript has a single exon. Gene Ontology annotation, biological process: regulation of DNA endoreduplication. The coding region runs from base 163 to 522 and encodes 119 amino acids.
UGCACGCGUCCCCUCAUCGCAGCCCCCACACCUCAAACCGUAACUAAAUUUUCUCUUUCACCUUUUUUUCCCAUCCAUAUAUAUAAUGACCUUAAAGUUAGCACACAUCCUUCCCAUUUUCACUUUCCCCAAUUCUCCAAAUCCCAAUUCCAUCGACUGAUCAUGUCCAGAGAUCUACAAUCCCGUCGACCUCUUUCGGAAAUUCAGUUACCAAACAUUAUCAAUUCAUCGUCGUCUUCAAACAUCUUAAGAGAUGAGCCAGAAAGAUGUAGUAAUAAGGAACAAGCUGCAGAAAUCAGAACCCCAGGAACUCCUCAGAAUUUGAUCCCCAAAAUUCUCAGCUGUCCACCUGCCCCUAAGAAGCCCAAAAGGGUCAUCUCAUGUAAAAGGAAAUUACUUGGCGAGUUGGAGUUUUUCGAUGUGGCGGCAAAAGAGGAAGUAGAUUCCUUCUUCAAAUCUGUUGAUGAGAAUUCUAAACCAUGUGGGGCUAACAGUAACAAGAAGAGAAGGUGUCUUCUGUAAAUUACCCCUGCUGGCAGGCCAAAAAUAAAACAAGUUAUGCUCCACAAUGGAUCCAAUGUCCAUCCAUCUUACUUUUACAAUAUGAUGAGAACACUGCUCCUCAAUCCUGAUGUAUGUAUACUAUCUAUUAUACAAAUAUUCUUUUCCUUUUUUAAUAUCAUGUGAAUUAUUAAUAUUCGAUCUGAAUUUUGAAUUUGUACCUUCUCCGGCUCGGAGAAUUAUCUGAACUAUUUCAUCUUUUUAAAAAAAAUGAGAAUUCCCAAAUUUUGGCUUAUUAUCA